Molecule: messenger RNA, 1419 nt
Organism: Euleptes europaea (tarantolino)
Lineage: Eukaryota; Metazoa; Chordata; Lepidosauria; Squamata; Sphaerodactylidae
Product: E3 ubiquitin-protein ligase TRIM7-like
Exons: 8
Coding region: 1-1419 (472 amino acids)
Molecular function (GO): zinc ion binding; protein binding
Source: RefSeq, a predicted model, not a curated record
AUGGCCUCAGGGUCACCAUCCACAGAUCUGGAAGAGGAAGUCAUCUGUCCCAUCUGCCUGGAGUGCCUAACAGAACCUGUUACCCUGGACUGUGGCCACAAUUUCUGUCGGGGUUGCAUCACUGACUACUGUGAUAAAUGGGAAGGACUGGGGCACCUGGAGUGUCCUGUCUGCAAAGCUGAGAUACAGAAAGGGAAUUUCCGCUCAAACUGGCAGCUGGCAAACUUGGUAGAAAAAAUAAAAGAGAAGAGAUUUUGGAGAGUUUGCCAGAAGCACCAGGAGCCGCUGAAGCUCUUCUGCAAGGACGAAGAAGCCCUCAUCUGUUGGGUCUGUGAUCGAUCCAAGGAGCACAGAGAUCAUGAAACCCUUCCUCUUGAGGAGGCCUCCCAAGAGUACAAGGAUCAGUUCUGCAACCGCCUGGAGGUGCUGAAGAAGGAGAGAGAAAGAAUUGUGGCAUAUAAAGCAGAGGUAGUGAAGGAAAGCCAAGACCUGCUCGAGCAAACCUCAGGAGAGAAGCAAGAGAUGGCAGCAGAGUUCAGACAACUACACUCAUUUCUGGAGGAGCAAGAGAAACGUCUCCUGGCCCAGAUGGAAGAGGUGGAGAAGGAGGUGGCAAGAAACAGGGACCAGCAUCUGGCCGCACUCUCUGAGGAGCUCUCCUUUCUGGACAGCCUCAUUCGGGAGAUGGAGGAGAAGUGUCAGCAGCCAGCCAGUGAACUCCUGCAGGAUGCCAGAAGCACCUUGCAGAGGUAUGAAGAAAAGGAGGCGUUUGAGGAUCCAGCGGCUUUUCCUCUUGCACUGAAGUGGCGGAUCUGGGAACUCACGGACUUAAAUCCCCUUUUGGAGGGCUUCAAGAAGCAAUUCAAAGACACUCUGGAUUCUGGACUUCACCUGCAGAAAGCAAAUGUGACUCUGGAUCCAGACACGGCCCAUCCCAACGUUGUUCUGUCUGAGGAUCGGAAAAGCGUGAGAUGGGGAGAAAAAGCUCAGUCUCUGCCCAGCAACCCUAAGAGAUUUUCCACACGUUACAUUGUUCUGGGCCGUGAGGGAUUCACAGCAGGCCGCCAUUUCUGGGAAGUCCUUGUGGGAAGUGAGGAAGAAUGGUUUGUGGGGGUGGCCAGAGAGUCCGUGAGGAGGAAGGGAGUUUUUUUCCUUAGUCCUGAGGAAGAGAUCUGGGUUGUGGGGAAGUGGAGGGGUGACUACUGGGCUGUCUUAAAAGGCCAAAACCUUCCCCUGUCCCUGACCUGGGAGCCCAAGAGGAUCCGAGUCACACUGAACUACGCUGGGGGCCGAGUGGCCUUUUUCGACGCUGACCGAGGAUCCCUCCUCUACGAGUUCUCCGGAGCCUCCUUCCGUGGAGAGACCCUCCUGCCCUACUUUGAGGUGUGUUCAAAAGCCCAUCUUAAAGUCUCUCCUUAA